AUGAUAUUGUUCAGCCUCAUACUUGCUCUUGGCCUCAUGGCGACAGCCGACAGCUUCAAAUUCCAGUCGGAGGAAUAUGUCUACAGUGAUUAUUUCGACAAACGCUGCUUCAAAGCGUUAACAGGCGACAUUGAAUGCAACGACCGGACCAGGAUGUUAGGGAGUUCUGCUGUCGCGGGCUGGGUCGGGAGUAAUGCAACCGCUGACGGCGCAUGUACCUCGACUUGCUUUGAUUCACUUCAAAGAUGGAACGAGUCUGUUACCAAGGAAUGCACCAGAGACAUGAACAGAGCCUACCCCCCGCGUCAACUUGAAGAUACAGUCAAAUUGGCCAACGAGGUGCGGCAAAUGUGGAACGCGACCUGUAUUAGGGAUACCAAGUCGGGUCGGUAUUGCUUUGAUGUCGUGGACGAGAUACGCGGAUCACAAACAUACGGCAAGAAAACACCAUUUAAAGAACCAUGCCAUCCCUGCUACGGCAUGGUUGUCAGUGCGAUGUUGAAUUCCUCGAUAGAAGUCGAGGUAUGGAGCUUGGAUAAUGAUUACUGGAAAGGCCAACUUGAACUUGUCCAUGACAAAUGCGGAGGUCCAGAUAAGAUUGAGAAGAACCUCGAAGAACAGAGGAUAUACAACGCUUCUCAUCCCAGGGAGCCAGAGUUGAUGAAGAAUAAUGGUAUGACGUCUAGAGUCAACCACAUAGGGGUCUGGAUUGCAGUGCUCAUCUAUGGAUGUAGUGUCUUCAUGUCACAAACCAUUUAG
This is a messenger RNA of Fusarium pseudograminearum CS3096, 759 nucleotides long. RefSeq lists its product as uncharacterized. The transcript has 2 exons. The record is from RefSeq and is a predicted model, not a curated record. NCBI's taxonomy places the organism in Eukaryota, Fungi, Ascomycota, Sordariomycetes, Hypocreales, Nectriaceae. Bases 1 to 759 code for a protein of 252 amino acids.